GCUCAUGCGAAAAUACCAAAUUCCACUCAAAAAGAUGUUGAUUUAGCAGUAGAAGCAGCUAAAAAUGCGUUCCCUAAAUGGUCAAAAACACCUAGAGUCAAACGUGCACAAAUGUUGUAUAAAAUAGCUGAUGCUCUUGAAUUGAGACUUAAAGAAUUUGCUUCAGCUGAAGUUCAAGAUCAAGGAAAAACUAUUACUUUUGCUACUAAUGUUGAUAUCACUAGAUCCGUAUAUAAUUUUAGAUUUUUUGCUGGUUAUAUUUUACAUGAGGAAGAAAAAGCUAAUGUUAUGGAAGGAAAAUGUUUCAAUUAUGUUCAAAAAGAACCCGCUGGUGUCGCUGCGUUAAUUACUCCGACCUCUUUACAUUUUAACAUGGAAAAUUGCACCGUGUAUUGCAGUGAAUUAGCAAGUGUUACUGCAAAUAUGUUUUGUUCUGUUUUAAAAGAAGCAAAAUUACCUGAUGGAGUUAUUAAUAUUAUUUUUGGUUAUGGAGCUACCACUGGUCAUCAGCUUAUUUCUCAUCCUGAUGUUCCACUUGUUUCUUUUACAGGAGGGACUGAAACUGGAAAAAAAGUUAAUAUCGCUGCAGCCCCUUUUUUCAAAAAAGUUUCAUUGGAAUUAGGUGGUAAAAAUGCCAAUAUUCUUUUUGAGGAUUGUGAUUUCGAAAAAGCUGUGGAAACAAGCAUCCUUUCUUCUUUUAGUAAUCAGGGAGAGAUCUGUUUAUGUGGAUCUCGUAUAUUUGUUCAUUCAUCAAUUUAUGACAACUUUCUUGAAUCAUUUGUUCAUAAAGCGGAAAAUUUGAUUGUGGGUAAUCCUAAUGAUCCUAAUACUCAAAUAGGUGCUUUAAAUAGUAAACAACAUAUGGAAAAAGUAUUGGGUUAUAUUGAAUUGGCUAAAUCAGAAGGUGGUGUAAUUAAAUGUGGAGGAAAAAGAAAAGAAAUGACUGGAGAUUAUAGUGAGGGAUAUUUUGUUGAACCUACUGUUAUUACAAAUAGAGUAGCUCAUGAAGAAAUCUUUGGACCUGUUGUUACUGUUCAUCCGUUCGAAUCCGAAGAUGAAGUUAUUAAAUAUGCUAAUGAUAGUCAACAUGGCUUAUCUUGUUCUAUUUGGACUCAAAAUGGAAGUCGUCAACGUCGGGUAGCUGAAAGUAUUCAUGUUGGUACAUGUUGGGUUAAUUGUUGGCUUAUAAGAGAUUUAGCAAUGCCUUUUGGUGGAAUGAAGAAAAGUGGAAAUAUUAUAGAAACUCCUAAAACCACUAGUGAUGAGAACAGUAACUCUUCUGAAAGUGAAUAUGAAAGUGAAAUUAAAUUAGAAGGAAGUACUUCUGGAAUUAGCCUCUGA
This is a messenger RNA of Dentiscutata erythropus, 1341 nucleotides long. The record is from the annotation of a GenBank genome assembly. NCBI's taxonomy places the organism in Eukaryota, Fungi, Glomeromycota, Glomeromycetes, Diversisporales, Gigasporaceae.